Molecule: messenger RNA, 764 nt
Organism: Cryptococcus amylolentus CBS 6039
Lineage: Eukaryota; Fungi; Basidiomycota; Tremellomycetes; Tremellales; Cryptococcaceae
Exons: 2
Coding region: 277-663 (128 amino acids)
Source: RefSeq, a predicted model, not a curated record
CUAUCACCUCCAUAGCACAAAAUGUCCCAGCCAUCCAAAUCUCAAGCUCCCCAACCUAACGACCCACCCGUCGACUCGCCUACCCCGCAAACCAAUACCUCUCUCCACCGUGCCAAAGUCAACGCCUCCUACUUGUUGUUUGGAUCUGCUGCUGCCGUGGCUCCAGCUAGCUUUGCGACAAGGAGUGCUCUGACUACUACCAGGUAUGCUGCGUGUCUUGGCUGGUGAAAGAAGUCUCAUCGAGUGACGAGUGGAAGGCCCCAAAAAUGUAUCAUCAUGCUGACGGUCAACUAUAGAUAUGCCCUCAAGUACAUAAUCCGCCGUCUUCUUCGCUACACAAAGUACGCCCUCAUAGGUGGUGCUGUUGCCGCCCUUGGAGGUGGUCUCAUCGGCACACUGGGAAGUGGUUUGGCCUUCUUCGCGGCGCCAGGUAUCGGUGUCGGCAUGGGUAUCGGUGUCAUCACUGCAACUGUCAAGUUUGGCUGGCGACACAGAGGGAACCACUUCCGUGGAGGUAUCUGGGACGGUUGGGCGGGUAUGAAGGAGCGUGCUGCUGAGGGGAGAGAUCCAGCGCAAGACGAAGAGAAUGACGCCAAGGGGACAGCAGAGCAAGUCAAGGUGGAAAAUCAGGCAAAGAGGGCCGACGUCUGGAUGAGAGCGUGAUCCGAGUAGUCGUACCGCGGACGUCGCAAGUGUUGUUAGCAUAAGGAGCGUAUCUUCAGGAGGUGUUUGGACCACAAUCGAUGUAAAAGCAUAAUCAUCAA